AUGGCUGUUUUUGGUGAUCUGAGGGUCUCAGCAACACUGGCUUCUCACACAACGCACUCUCUCCGGAGCUCUUUACCCAAUUCAAAGGUAGACUUUGCUAGCUUUUCAAAUGGAGGAUCUAGCAUUUCUGACAUUGCACUGAAGUGGCCCAGUAUGUCAUUUGAUAGACGCAGUUUUCGUCAACAUUCCAAGCGAUUGAGUGGAGAUUUUCAACUCUCAUCAAAGUCAAGCAGCCAAGAUUCCGAGAGCUUCCUCCUUAAUGCCAUCAACAUGAGUUUCUUGGACCGUUUAAACUUGGCUUGGAAAAUAAUGUUCCCGUCUCCAACAACUAGAAGGAGCUCUAAUGCAAAUAUUGCCAAGCAGCGCUUGAAGAUGAUCCUCUUCUCUGACCGAUGUGCAGUUAGUGAUGAGGCUAAAAGGAUGAUUGUCAACAACAUUGUGCAUGCUCUAUCAGAUUUUGUUGAAAUAGAAUCACGAGACAAAGUUCAGCUGAGUGUGUCUGCUGAUACAGAUGUGGGAACCAUUUACUCCGUCACGGUGCCUGUAAGACGGGUUAAGCCAGAAUAUCAGAUUGGAGACGAGACUGGAACCAUAACAAAUAUUGAGUACAAAGAUACCGGAGAAAGUUCUGGUUCUGUUGAUGUCAAGUUUGAUUUCUUCAUUCCCGACUGA
This is a messenger RNA of Prunus armeniaca (apricot), 672 nucleotides long. NCBI's taxonomy places the organism in Eukaryota, Viridiplantae, Streptophyta, Magnoliopsida, Rosales, Rosaceae. The record is from the annotation of a GenBank genome assembly.